Molecule: messenger RNA, 7090 nt
Organism: Symsagittifera roscoffensis
Lineage: Eukaryota; Metazoa; Xenacoelomorpha; Acoela; Convolutidae
Product: low-density lipoprotein receptor-related protein 4-like
Exons: 2
Coding region: 636-7028 (2130 amino acids)
Biological process (GO): canonical Wnt signaling pathway
Molecular function (GO): Wnt-protein binding; Wnt receptor activity
Source: RefSeq, a predicted model, not a curated record
UCUGUGGACCUGUUUGAACAAGUCAGUACUAACAGCCUUUUUAUGACUCUUUAAGUAUUUAUCCCUCUCAUCGUUAUACGUUCGCUACCUUCGGAUGUUUAUACUUUUAUCUGAAAAAAGAACAAGAAAAAAUUCCAUUUUUACAUCGGUUUUUAGUCACAUUUUCUUCUUAAUUAAUUGCUCGAUAUUGAUUGUUGAAAAAUUGUGCAUUUGAAGUAAAUUUGAGAGCACGAUAAUUUCAAAUCGAAUGCACAAAAUCUAAAGACCUCUGACUUCUGACUUCUACUGACUUGAGUAUUCUUUUAAAAUGCUCAAUGUCGGAGUUAAGCACCUAUAAGGAGGUAAAAAUAAAACAUUUAAAAAUAAAGUCACUGCUCUUUUCGGUUUUCGCUUAUUUGGACUCAAAUUAACAAACCAUUGAUUAUCCAGUAAUUCGGAAAACGGAAAUACAUCCAAACAAUUAUGCAUCAAAUUAUUGCGAAAACGAGCAAACGUAAAGAGGGUACUCUUUCUUAAACUAAAUUGUGAGGCAUUUGAUGGUCCGAGGCGUCAAAAAUUAGCAACCAGACAUCAAACAACCAUUUCUGUUCCUACUUCUGUUAUGACAAACGCAUCCUUCGUUCGAGGUUAAUCGAAUGAAAACUGUCCACAGCGCUCCAAUGGAAAUCGACAAGGAAUCGUUGUUGCCUUCGUUCGUUAAAGCCUCGAGAUCUCUUAAUCUUGAGAAUCAAAAAAGUGACCAAAGGAUGCAUUUCGGCAAAAUAAGGAAUCAUUAUUUUUUACAUGCCUCAAAAAACAAUAUAAAAUCACCAUCAAUUACUUCUUUACCAUUCAACAUCUUCUCGAAACACAACAAAAUGUUCCAUAAUUUUACCAUCUGGAGCAGAACAAGACGUCGGAAAAAGAUCAGGAAGAACUUUUUUAAUAUUAGCGCAAUUUCGAAUUUGGUAAUCUCACUUACUUUAUUAGCCUCGUUUCUAUUAAAUUUACCGCUAACAAGUGCUCUGAAAGCAUCAUCAUUAUCAUCCGCUAAUUUUUGGCAAUCAUCACAAUCCUCAUCAAUGAGCAGACCUCCGGCUCCCAAAAACUGCAAGGGAGUGCUAGGGUGUCUGCCGAACCAAUUCCAAUGCCAUAAAUCAUGCAAGUGCAUCGAUGCUAGUAAAGUUUGUGACAACAGCUUCUUGGACUGCGGUAAUCGAGACAUAUCAGACGAGCUUGAAUCUUCAUGCGCCUACAGACCUAAGAAUUUGCUGCCCUCGGCUGCUGCCAAGCACGAUUGCCCUGAGGAUUCUAUGUACUGCGAGCAAGUCAGCAAAGGAAGCGGUAACUGCCUCCAAUCUUUCUGGUGGUGCGACAACGAACAGAACUGUGUAGACAGUCAAGAUGAACACCCGGAUCUUUGCGGCUGCGGGUAUGGGUACAAUAAAAGCAAAGACAAUGACAACAUUUGCGUCAGAGACUCGAACUGUGCGCCUGGGCUUUUCACAUGUUUCACUCCUGAAGACACUUUAUUAUGUUUUCACCCUUUGUUUGUGUGCGACGGUAAGCCCGACUGUCCUCUCGAAGAAGACGAGUUCCCGUCGUUCUGCGAUGAGGGCUGCGACAGCUCCGAGAGUGAUUGCGGUUCGGAGAAAACCGAAUGCGUUCACCAUUUCAACAUAUGCGACGACACCAAAGACUGUUUCUCGGGCUUAGACGAGCCCGACUUUUGCCAGCAGACGAAAUCAGCGAAGAAACCCGAAGGCAUUUUCGAAUGUGGAAAGAAGUCAAAUCGAACUGCUAUUUACUAUAUUGAUGACAAACUGCUUUGUGACGGAGUCAAACAAUGUCAGGACGGAUCGGACGAAUCAAACUGCGACAUUUUCUCGAAUGCUGAGUGUUUGCCAACGAGUUGUCAUCACAAUUGCCGAAAGAGCGGUCAACUAGGAGUUGAGUGUUACUGCGACAAAGGUUACACCUUAGCCGAAGAUUCCUUUUCGUGCAUUCCGCCAAUUAUGCAGCCUGAUCCGAAAGGUGAAGGGGAAAAACUAUACGCUAUACUCGAAACUGGAGACAUUCUCGAACUGAGCUUGGAUUCAUAUGGAAAUUCAAUUCUGGACGGCAAAACUGUCAUGCAGAGCAACUCAGCUAGAAAUAGUCCAGUUACCAUUUCGGCCAAAGAUAAUUUCGUGAUAGUUUUCAACCACAUGACGAAUUUGAUGGCGCUGGACGUUAGCCAGAUGAACAGCAACAAGAUUCCUGGGUAUACUUUAGUUGAAAAUUGGGUGGAUUCAUAUUUGGUCACAUCUCUCAAUUAUGACUCAGUACACGAGUUACUUUACUGGAUCGAAGACGAAAAAAAUCAACAGUUUUCUUCAAAAUUGAAAGUAGCAAAUCUUAAACUUCCAAGUACAAAUCAGGAGUCGAGUAAAGCUAUAGAGUAUUCCAAUUUCAACAGAUCGACAAUAUUUCAGGGCAGGUAUGACAAUCAUACGCCUGAAGAUUGGCGGUGUUUUACAUCACUCGUUUUGGAUCCUUAUAAAGGUCGUUUGUACCUCGCGAGUAAAUUCCAGAAUGGCUCCGGAGUUAUCGAAGCAUACAAUCAAGACGGCUCCAAAUUAGGAUCAGGUGACGUUCUGUACUUUGGAACUGAGUCUCAGCCGGAGAACUUGAAAGUUGACAUCAAAAGAGACUUUCUGUAUUUUAUGGAUAAAAAAGGACUGGAGCUGAAGAGAAUUCCGAUCGGUAAUGAUCAAACUGGUUCCCGAAAGCCACGAUCGGCAGACAUUUUGAAACAGAUGAACGAUAGAGUUAAUCAGAGAAUUUUGACGUUUGAGGUAUUAGCCAAUCAAAUCAUAUAUUCGGACGAAGCACGAAUAGCUUUUUAUUCGUUUGGUCCGCUGAGUAAUUUUAAUGCAGACUCCAAAUUUGACCCACAACAUUAUUCCUCAAUGGGCGCUAAAAUUAUCCAAAAAUUACCUAGUGGUUUUGCUCCAGUUCAAAUGACAACUUCGAGUAAUUUGCCGGCUAUUGAAAAUGAAGAAUCAAAUCGUAAUCAAUACGGGGAGUCUACGAAUCCGUUUGGCUGUGACGACGACCCUAUUUGUAAAUUUGACAUCGGAAUCUGCCUGCCCCGAGGUCAAAUAAGGUCAACUUGUAUGUGUCCAGAUCACACCUUGAAGGACUCCAGAAAUAACGUAUGCAAACGAAUAAUCGAGUCUUUUGUCGUCAUAGCAACAAAACAAAACGAACAAAUUGAAAAACGAGAUCUAAACGGCGAGAAUCGAGUUGUAAUUGCGGAUCAAGUCAGUGCCAAAGAACUUUACUUCGACGAAGAUUUCUUGUAUUGGAUUGACGAUCGAUUCAGUUCACACAGUUCAAAGGGGGGCUCCAGUAUUCAAAGGGUGCCCGUAUUUGACAUUAAGAAUCAAAAGUCAUCAAACUUCAGAUUGCUACCUACAACAAUCGUAGCCGACUUAGACAGACCGUUUUCAUUAGGCGUUGACAGCACUCGGAAUGUUAUUUUUUGGUCAGAUUUGGUGCGAAAAACUAUUGAAGUUGCGUUUCUUUCUGAGCCAAUACACAGCAAUGUUUUAUUAUCGCGAGAAAAAUCGCCUCGACAUAUAGCACUGGAUCUACUAAGCGGAUUGAUAUUCUGGAGCGAGGAAAAUAGUCGAUCGAUUUGGCAAGCUAACAUGGACGGGUCGGACGUAAAAGUAAUUAUAACUGCAGUUAACUGUUGGCCUGACGAAAUCAAGUUUGAAGCAGUUUUAUCGCAGAUUUAUUUCAGCUGCAGAAGAGCCGACGGCAAAAAAUGGUUGUACGUUGGAAGCGCUGGCGAGACGCAAAAUUUUGAAGUACCUUUGGGAAACUAUAUCAACGAGAACAAAAACUGGUGCUUCACAAUUUUCGAGCAAAAUGUUGUAAUUGCCCAUUCACACGUGAAAAGUUACACCAAACACAAUGGAGAAGAAUCUGACGCAGUUUCCUUCGCGCAGAAUUUGAACGAUGAAAUUGAGCGAAUUGCAGUCUACAAACAGGAAAUGUUGCAGCAAGUAUCAGACCCAUGUGAGAUAGCUAAGUGCUCUCAAAGAUGUCUGAAGGUGUCGGUUUCGCCCUACUUUGGAUGUACCUGUUUCUUUGGGUACAAGUUAAGCUCAGACGGUGUAAGUUGUCACGAGCGUCAGGAUUCGGAUAUUCUUUUGAUGUCUCACGACAGCGGGGUUAAACUCGUCUACCUCAAGGACCGGCCAUUACUAGCUGGAGAGGUGAGUUUACCCGGACGCAAAAGUAGAAUCGGCGAGUUUGAUUUUGACCCCAGCCAGAAGCAUUUGUACUAUUUGGCGUCGGAUUAUCAAAAACCACCGGAACCCAUAAGGAGAGUUCAUUUACUCACGGGGAAGUUGAGUCAAGUUUACGCUGAAGGCGAAGAUGUUACCUCAUUCGCUCUCGAUAAAAUUGGCAGAAAGUUAUACUACGCCGAACGAUUCUGCAAAUGCAUCAAAGUUUCAGAACUCGAUUUAUUCGAGGGAGAGGAAAAACUGCGGACAAAAACAAUUGUUUCAUCGCAAGUUGGCGAAGAUGCCGUGUUUGGUUUGAUGAUCGAUCACAAUGACGGAUAUUUAUUCUGGACGCAAGAGUUCGGCAAUUAUCGAACGGUAGAACGAAUCGAUUUGAACGGCCGAGACGGAUCCCGGAAACAAAUUACGGCACAAAUUAAAUCGACCCAAGAUUUAGAGUAUCCAGCAAUAGAUGCUGAAAAUAACGAGAUCUACUACAGCUUCAAAGGGAAAAUUGAGAGGGCAUCUUUGCAGUACCCGAACGGCGUGCACAAGUUCGAGGAUGUUUUGGACAAAUCCGAUGUUUUUGGGAUUUCCUACCUCAAAGGAGUUCUGUACUUUGGAUCUCGCCCUUCUCUGUCGCAUACAAGUGUUCACACGUAUCAGACAUCAAGCAAUGAUAAAUAUCCCUCUUACAACUCGGGAACACGUAGCAAUUCAUUUUUGCUGAAAGAACUGAUUUCCCAUCAGCUUUUCAGCGUGAAUCACUUACAUGCGUACACAUUUGACGAACCACGUGAACAGAUUACCAACUUCUGCGACCGGAUGUCUCUAAAUGGUCAUUGCGAAUUCAUGUGUCUUCAAACAACAUAUUCUGACGAAACCCCAAAUAAGUUUUCAUGCGAGUGCCCGGACGGCGUGAAGCAACUUCCGCCCGGAAACUUAUGCGAAAAACAGCCUGGAGAUUUUGUAUUGCUACCUUCUGACCGAAUUUUCUACCCUGGCUCACAAAUCAAAGAUUUAGACUUCACAUUCCCAGAAAUUGUGGAACCGUACAGCGUGGAUUUUUUGUAUCGACAGAAGAGAAUCUUCAUAGGAACUAAGAAUAGCGGUGUGUUUUCCAUGGAUUUCAAUGGCAAUGAUAUCCAACAAGUCUUGCCUGUGAUUGAAGAUCUACAGCAAAUUGCGAUAGAUUGGACAACAGAAAAUUUAUUCUGGCUCAGCAAACAAGGCUUAAGUGUUAUUAGAAUCGGUGGUGAUAUGUCAGAUGCUAAAACACUUAUGAAGGCGAGUGAAAAUCGGCUGAAGAAACCAAGAGCUCUUGCAGUGCACCCCUUCCGGGACUUGGUAUUUUUUUCAGACUACGGUCAGCCUCAAGCCCUGAUUGGUAAAAUAAACAUGGACGGAUCCGAGUACCAGACAAUCGUGGCGAACUAUAUAACUUGGCCGAAUUCUCUUGCCAUCGACUUCAGAUUUGAUAGGCUUUAUUGGAUCGAUUCAAGCAAACAUAAAAUUGAAAGCGUCUCUUUGGAUGGAACUCAAAGACGAACGAUUCUGGAGAGACAUUCACCAGCUGUACGUUUGGAAGCGAUGACAUUUUUCAACGGAAGUUUCUUCUACACACGAAGUUUUUCGAAAGGAAACAUGAACUUGCAAAUGUUUAACCUAACCAAAUGCGAGGCUUCCUACGAGCAGUAUGGACAACCAACCACUAAAUGUGAAGAUUUGCACAAGGGAUACUUCACGACUCAAAGCGAAUACAAACCGAAGUCCGUUAAAGUGGUCUCGGAAAUUGGGCAGCCAAUGAAGCCUCCAAGAAGCAUCGAGGGACGAUUGAGUGGCUGUAAUGUUUUAGCUAACCCUCGUGAAUGUGAUUAUAUUUGUCUAAGUAAUCCUCAGCUAAUAACAUGCGCAUGCCCCGACCGAAAAAUGUACCCCAGCAACUGCAUCGAAAAAACGAUUAUGCGACCGCAAUUGCAUUCAACAUAUGCGACCGAAACUCCAGCUCCUAAAACUUUAAAUUCCGACAGUCACGAUAGCAGUCCGUUUGCAUUCGAGCUGAAGUUAGUCAUGAUAGUUCUGGUCAUAAUCGCGGUCGUAGUGAUAAUACUCAUGAUUGCGAUUUUGCUUCUCAUCAAGAAGCAUAUGAUUGCAGCACCACCCUCACCGCAUCGGGCAAUUUUCACCAACCACGAUAACCAGCCGGCCGCCACAGUUAUUCUACACACUCAUCAGUAUCCGCCAUUAGGUCGCGGAGGUGCUUUGCCCCCCUUCGGAGCAGGGGCAUUCAAUCCACGUCCCCCUCUGGGAAGACAGUCGAGGAGCAAUGUAUACCAAGAUCUUCCGGUUCGUACCAGCUUGCUACCAUUUAAUCAGGAGGUCAAAUUUGCACCCGGUCGUUCUUUUCCACCGCUCGGAGCUCACCGGUUUUGCAAACCCAGCUUCAUUCCCGGACAUGUGCACUCAGAACACAAUCCACCACCUUACAGUCCGAGGAGCGAGAGUUCGAGACAGGGAUCCACCGGCGGCAGCAGCCAAGGUAGCAGCGGGAACUACCAACACUUAUACUCUGUCCAGCCAAAUAUUCCAAACAUGCAGCACCACUUAAACAGAUUGGCAGCAGUCACUGGCCACCCGCCGCCCCUUGGCCCGUUCUUAGUAGGCGGUCCUGGAGGGAGUUACUCAAACGCGACAACUCCGAUGACGUUCAGUGAAAAUUCAUCCGAAGAUUCCCAGCAACACAGUAACGACGAAAGCAGCACAGCUUGAAGAUCACAAUUUUUAAGCUAAAAUGCCAAAAAGAAAAGUAAAUAAAUUGAAAAGCCAACGAU